Molecule: messenger RNA, 3163 nt
Organism: Lepisosteus oculatus (spotted gar)
Lineage: Eukaryota; Metazoa; Chordata; Actinopteri; Semionotiformes; Lepisosteidae
Source: RefSeq, a predicted model, not a curated record
CGAAGGUCUCAUCCAACCGUUUCUUGCAAGAAGCCAGAGACUCCGCUGCUCUAGUCUGAUUGGGAGACUUCUCUUUAGGCUGCUCGUGCUCCUCCUUUCGGAACAAACGAGACUGGAGGAAAGCGAAAGCGGGUGGGCGGGAGUUUGUGCUCGACUCCGCCAAUCAGGGCAUUCCCCCGGUGGACAGUAUCCAGGAAGUCCAAGUCUAAGGGAGGGGACGCUUCAGCGAGAAAGGAAGCGCUGCUGUGUUACUGAGAGAAACUAUCCUGGAAUCAUGGAUUGGGAGGAAGAAAUGCCAUGCCAGAGUCACGGCCACUUUGAUCAGGCUCAAGGGCACAGCCAUGGGCAUGGACAUGGGCACGGGCACAGUGGACACAUGCAUGGGUUCAUGCCAGACUUUCAUGGACAGUUUGGACACAUGAGUGAAGCAACAAUGGACCCAACACAGCAACCAAAAAGGCGUUCAUUUAUGGAGGACUCUAACAAUUACGACAUCGUUAAAGCAACACAGUACGGUGUAAUUGAAAGGUGUAAAGAGCUCAUAGAGGCAGGCUAUGAUGUGCGGCAACCUGACAAAGAGAACGUCUCUCUGCUUCACUGGGCAGCCAUCAACAACCGAACCGAGCUGGUCAAGUACUACAUUUCCAAAGGUGCAAUCAUUGAUCAGCUAGGAGGGGAUCUGAACUCAACGCCUCUCCACUGGGCUAUAAGGCAGGGCCACCUGCCCAUGGUAGUUCUGCUCCUGCGAUAUGGAGCUGACCCUGCACUUGUGGAUGGAGAAGGCUUCAGCAGUGUGCAUCUGGCUGUGCUCUUUCAACACAUGCCCAUUAUUGCCUACCUGUUUGCAAAGGGACAGGAUGUUGAUUUGCCAGAUUUAAAUGGACAAACCCCAUUAAUGCUGGCGGCCCAGAAAAUAAUUGGUCCAGAGCCAACCCGUUUUCUUCUGAAGUUCAAUGCUUCGGUCAACGCUGUGGACAGGCUGUACAGAAACACCCCUCUGCACUGCGCUGUGCUGGCAGGCAAUGUGGACGCAGCUCAUAUACUGCUGGAGGCUGGGGCCAGCGUGGACAUUCAGAAUGCUAAGGGAGAGACUCCUAUUGAUCUUGCUCAUCAAGUCCACAGUCCCCUGCUGAUUCACAUGCUGACCCAAGUAAAGUAUGAAAGGAGUAAAUCUAACUCGCUCUGUUUCCGCUUCUUGCAGACAUACAAGUUCCAUGUGAUGUUGCUGUUAUGCACACUUGUGCUGUGGGCUCUGGGAGCCAUUGCAGACAUGCAGACAGAGUCUUGGCUUCUUAAAGGAAUCCUUUUCGCCUGCCUGUGUGCCGUCAUCAAUCUGACUGCACGGCCAUUCCUGGGCCAGGAAAGCCAGGGCAAGAUGGCUGUGGCCAUCCUCUUGGCCUCGUUCUUCUGGAUGGCUGUCACCUGGUACAUGUGGUUUCUGCCCGAUCUGUCAGAGGCAAUUUUCCAGCUUCCUUUUACUGUCUGCAUUACUGGUCUUUUCUACUACUACAUCAGAAGCUGGAAGACAGAUCCAGGAUUUAUAAAGGUUACAGAAGAGGACAAGAAAAAGAAUGUUGUAUUGCUGGCAGAAGCAGGCUGUCUGGACGUGCGGAUCUUUUGCACCUCCUGUCUUAUGAGAAAACCGUUGCGUUCAGUACAUUGUUUUUUGUGUGACUCCUGUGUAGCAAGACAAGACCAUCACUCCAUAUGGAUUAACGGCUGCAUAGGUGCUAGAAAUCAUCGAUAUUUUGUGAUGUUUGUAUUUUUUCUGACCGUAGUUGGGACAUGGAUGUUUUAUGGCACGCUUGUUUAUUGGUCUUCUCAUUGCAAAACCAGCUAUCAGGUCCAUGGUUUGUGGGGAGUUUUGACCCAGGUGGCUGGCUGCUCUCCAUGGGUGCUAUACAUUUUUUUGAUAGCUUUCUUCCAUACUGCAUGGUCAUCCCUUCUGCUGUUGACACAGCUCUAUCAAAUCGCCUUCUUUGGAUUGACUUCAGCAGAGAGGAUGAAUCUUUUGAGUCGGAAGCAGAAAGCCAAGCAGUCUUUUUCACUGAGACAAAACCCAUACAAUCAAGGGUGUGUGAAGAACAUGGUGAACUUCUUCCAGCUGAAGUGCUGUGGCCUGUUCAAGCCCACUGUGGUAGACUGGACUCAGGAGUACUCCACUGGUUUGGAGCACCCAGUCGCUGGUCCAUUUCACACAGUGUGAAACAGCGACGUCUUAUCCUCAGAGAGUGAAAGUAGUUAAUAUGUGGAUUCUCGUGCAAAGCCACAACAUUUUUAUUGUGCGACUGAAGGAGGGAUUCACAACCACUGGUUUUGUAGGUUUCUGCAGAGCAUCAACAGACUUAACCUUAAAGCAACCAAUUUAACAUUUUGCCCAGAUGUAAAGAUAUUUGUCUAUUAGUCAGUGACCUGUAGGAUUACAGUGUGGACCACAGUAGGGAAUGUAAGUGUGAAUGACAGAUGAGAGAUGUUGUUUUUCAGGGAUUGUUACAUAAAAUGUGGCCUUAUGCUGAAUAUUCUGAAAAAGAACUGCUAAACACCAUUUUAUGUACUGUGACUGUGUCACAUAUUGAAAGCCCGUUAGAAAAAUCUGUGAAGUUCCCUUUGUAACGUUUGACAGAAGUUUGAAGACCAGGAAUCAUUUUUAUACAAAGAUCUGUAUCGAUCAGGCAAUGUAUACACAUUUUAUAGAUCGUCAUAGAGAGUAACUUGCAUGUAAUUUGAAUAUUUUUAAAUUAAAUGGUUUUGUUAUUUGUAUGCUAAAGAAAACACUUUUAUAUCAUAUAUAAGACUAUUGCAUUGUUAAUAAAUUAAGUUUUUUGCAGUUAAGAAACAAAUUUGUUUUUGUGAAGAAUCUUUUUAUUAUUUCGGGGGCUUCUAUCAGAUUUCUAUAAUUGUAUGUGUUUAAAACUUUUUUCAUUCCUCAAUAAUAUUUUUCAUUUAGGUUUGUAUUGAGCUCUUACAUGGUACUAGUUUUAAUCCAAUCGGGAAAAAAAAUAACUAUGUCUUGGGUGCACUUGUUUCAUGCCUUAAAUAGUAUACUGUGAAAUGUCAAUUUUGUAAAUGCAAUAGUAUCUGCAAGAUGAACUCCUAUUUUGAAACCUACUCUUUUAGUUACAAAAAUUUUGAAAUAUUAAAACAUUUCAUGGAUUAUACAUCA